CACAACCGCAAUAAAAUAGGUGGUUAUGAUGUUUACAAGAAUUCUCUGGACCCUGCUGUCAUCAGCGGCGCUCAGUGGCCAGUGAACGAGCCUCUCUCCGUGGUGCCAGCCAUGGCGGCGGCGACCAAGAACAUUGGUUUCGGCGUCACCAUUUCCACCACCUACGAACAGCCGUACCAUCUUGCCAGACGGCUUGCCACUGUCGACCAUCUCACCAAGGGAAGACUCGGCUGGAACGUCGUAACCUCCUACCUCGACUCCGCCGCCCGCAACAUCCACGGCAAGGCCACCCAGCUCGCCCACGACGACCGCUACGCCCAGGCGGAGGAGUACAUGAAGGUCAUGUACAAGCUCUUCCAGUCCUCCUGGCGCGACGACGCCGUCAUCCUCGACCGCGAGAGGGGCAUCUACACCGACCCUGCCCUCGUCAGAGAGAUCAACCACAAGGGCAAGUUCUUCGACGUCCCCGGUCCCGCCAUCACCCAACCCUCCCCCCAGCGCACCCCCUUGCUCCUCCAAGCCGGCACCUCCCGCGCCGGCAAGAUCUUCGCCGCUCAGCACGCCGAAGCCAUCUUCACCUCCGCUCACUCCCCGGCCGUCUGCGCCAAGAGCAUCACCGAGAUCCGCGAGCUAGCUCGUACUGAGUUCGGCAGAGACGGGAACAAGAUCAAGGUUCUGGCUUUGGUCACCCCGAUUCUGGGAAGGACAGAAGAGGAGGCGCAGGCUAAACACGCCGAGUACCGCAAGUACGCCUCGACCGAGGGUGCCCUGGCUUUGUUUGGCGGUUGGACAGGCAUCGAUCUUGAUCAGUACGGUGACGAUGAGGAGCUGAGAGAGGUCGAGAGCAACGCUGUCAAGUCUACUGUCACUGGGUACGCCAAGUUUUCGCCGCAAAACUCCAAGUGGACGAAGCACACUGUUGCUGAGCAUGUUGCUAUUGGUGGGAACGGGCCGAUCAUUGUUGGUACGCCCGAGCAGGUUGCCGAUGGGUUGGAGAGGUGGGUGGAGGAGGGUGGGGUGGACGGGUUUAACUUUGUGAGUUUGUUCUUGCUUAUUGGUGAAGAGAGUAACAGAGCUGACAGGAGACACAGGCUUACGCUCUCUUCCCGCAAUCCUUCAAGGAUAUCAUCGAGCUGCUUCUCCCAGAGCUGCGGAAGCGUGGUCUUUUCUGGGAUGACUACGCCGUCCCAGGCGGCACAUAUCGCGAGAACUUCUACGGUGAGCCUGGACAGAAGCACCCACUACCUGAGCACGUUGCUGCCAAGUUCCAGUGGAGGGCUGGCGUGCCAGCGGAGGAGCACCAGAUUCCGGAAUAACUGGGGAAAAUUCUCGAUAUCUUGA
Molecule: messenger RNA, 1341 nt
Organism: Podospora anserina S mat+
Lineage: Eukaryota; Fungi; Ascomycota; Sordariomycetes; Sordariales; Podosporaceae
Exons: 2
Molecular function (GO): oxidoreductase activity, acting on paired donors, with incorporation or reduction of molecular oxygen; monooxygenase activity
Source: RefSeq, a predicted model, not a curated record